CAGUUCUCCGAAUGAGCAAUGUGAAUCAUCGUACCUUCGUACGAGUUUCCCAUGUCAUGGUAACGCAGGGAAGUCGAGAGAAUGAAAGAGAGAAGACAGCCGGUGAAGAAGCGAGAUAAUCAACGGUAGAACAUAUCAAAAUCCAAGGAACCCAAAUGGGACCACGCCCUGUUUUCGUCGAUUGAAUCCAACCUUUCAGGCUCUUUUCUCGUCAAAUUUCUUCCUUUUGUGAUCAUCUCCACUCUGAACGGAGCAAGCACAGUCGGCGUCAGAAACCCAGGUUCUUCUCUUCCUCCGUUGACGUCUCCAUGUUACACGUAUUCACGCAGACGUUCCAGAUCGUUUUUUCGAUUCUAUGAUUCAGCGUUCAGAGUACUGAUUACAGAGUUCAUCCGGCAGAGACAUUUGAUCUGUAACCGAAAGCCUAGCGACCUCCAAUACCAAUUCCAAAUUAUAAAUAGGAAACACAGUUUUGAAGUCAAGAUUAUGGAGAACUGGUUUUGAGUUUUUUUUUCUCUUUUUUUUUGGGGUGGGUGGAAAGUCUGGGAAGAGGUCUCAGUGAUGGGGUCAAUGAACGUGGAGAAGAAAUGGGUAUUUCCCCUUGUUAUAAGCUUCCUUUUGUGCAUAUUCCUACUUGUGACCUCACUCAACAUGGGUCUUGUGUCUUCAUUAUACCAGAUCAAUUCUAUUUUCUCAAUUUUCCCGCCUCAGAAUUCGCUGAAUAACACAAUUCCCCCUUUUGCUGAAGACAAAGUUAUGCACACUCCCUCCCCCCCUUCCAGUCCUCCUAUUCCUCGCUUUGCUUAUUUGAUAUCUGGGUCUAAAGGGGACCUGGAAAAGCUUUGGAGGACUCUUCAAGCAGUCUAUCAUCCUCUGAACCAAUAUGUGGUUCAUCUGGACCUGGAAUCACCUGCCAAGGAGAGAUUGGAGCUUGCUAGCCGGGUAGAUGAGGAACCAAUUUUAGCUAAGGUUGGGAAUGUUCAUGUGAUUACCAAAGCUAAUAUGGUCACAUAUAGAGGACCUACCAUGGUUGCCAAUACUCUUCAUGCAUGUGCCAUCCUUCUCAAGAGAAGUAAAGAUUGGGAUUGGUUUAUUAAUCUCAGUGCUUCAGAUUAUCCUCUUGUGACACAAGAUGAUAUUCUUUACACCUUCUCUGAUUUAAAACGAGAGCUGAAUUUCAUUGAGCACACAAGCCGUCUGGGUUGGAAGGAGAAUCAGAGAGCAAUGCCUUUGAUUAUAGACCCCGGACUCUACCAGUCAACAAAGCAAGAUAUAAAGUGGGUCACGCCUCGUAGAACUUUGCCUACAGCCUUUAGAUUAUUUACUGGUUCAGCAUGGAUGAUCCUCUCACGUUCUUUUGUGGAAUAUGUUAUAUGGGGUUGGGAUAACCUUCCAAGAGUCCUGCUCAUGUACUACACAAACUUUGUUUCGUCCCCCGAAGGCUACUUUCAGACAGUUAUAUGCAAUGCGCCGGAGUUUGUCCAUACUGCUGUCAACAGCGACAUGCACUACAUCUCUUGGGAUAACCCUCCGAAACAGCACCCUCAUACCCUCUCUGUCAAUGACACGGCCAAAAUGAUCUCGAGUGGUGCUGCCUUUGGGCGUAAAUUCAGGCAGGACGACCCUGUCCUGGAUGUAAUAGAUGAGAACUUACUCAGCCGCAAAAAUGGGAGCUUCACACCGGGUGGUUGGUGCGCCGGUGAACCCCAUUGUUCCAAGGUUGGAAAUCCUACCAACCUUAAACCAGGUCCUGGUUCUCAAAGGCUUCGUCGUCUCAUACGCAGGCUACUUGUGUCAUCUCAGUAUCGUGAAAACCAGUGUAAAUAAACAGAGAUUUCAUUAGAGCAUUGUUGAUUGUGGGUGAAAGUGGGCAAAUGGAAAAGAUCGGGUUUCUUCUUUCCUUUUGGUUAAUAGUAGUUUGCUAUAUUGCUGGCUUAGGUUCCAUACAUUUAAAGAAUACAUAUAGUUUCAUAUUUCUUUUC
Molecule: messenger RNA, 1982 nt
Organism: Diospyros lotus (date-plum)
Lineage: Eukaryota; Viridiplantae; Streptophyta; Magnoliopsida; Ericales; Ebenaceae
Product: beta-glucuronosyltransferase GlcAT14B-like
Exons: 5
Coding region: 562-1827 (421 amino acids)
Cellular component (GO): membrane
Molecular function (GO): glucuronosyltransferase activity
Source: RefSeq, a predicted model, not a curated record